CAUGAGCGCGGCGGAGGAUGCUGAGUGGCUGCGGUGGGUGAGGAAGCAGUUUGGGAGCAUCGCGGGGCAGGACAAGGAGAUCGACCUGGAGGGGUUCAAAACCGCGCUGCAGGUGAAGGAGUCCUUCUUUGCUGAGCGGUUCUUUGCGCUGUUCGAUGCGGACGGGAGCGGGAGCAUCAGCUUGGAGGAGCUGCUGAAAGCCCUGAGCCUGCUCGUGCAUGGGAGUGAGAUGGACAAGCUGAGAUUCCUCUUCCAGGUUUACGAUGUGGAUGGCAGUGGCUCCAUCGACCCCGAUGAGCUGCGCCUGGUGCUGCGGGGGUGCCUGUGGGAGAGCGCCAUAGCCCUGCCUGAGGAGCGGCUCACGGACCUCACCAUGGCCCUCUUUGAGGCCGCUGACAAGGACCACAGCGGCUCCAUCACCUUCGAGGAGCUCAGGGAGGAGCUGGAGGGUUUCCCGGAGGUCAUGGAGAACCUGACCAUCAGCGCCGCGGGCUGGCUGAAGCCGCCGCCUGCCCCCGAGCGCCGCCCGCGGCCGCGCUGCCUGCGCCGCGCGUUCUGGCGCAACCACGGCGGGGACCUGCGCUGCGCCGGCGGCUACGCGGGCCUCAACCUGGCGCUGUUGGCGCUGGCGGCGCCGCGGCACGCAGGGAGCCUGGCGCUGGCCCGCGGCUGCGGGCAAUGCCUCAACUUCAACUGCGCCCUGCUCGCUGUGCUGAUGCUGCGGAGGUGCCUGACCUGGCUGCGAGCCACCCCCGUGGCCAAGGUGCUGCCGCUGGACCAGCACGUCCUGUUCCACCAGCUCGUGGGGUACGUGGUGCUGGCGCUGGCAGCCGCUCACACGGGCGCCCACGUCGCCAACUUCAGCAGGCUGGCGCAGCAGGACGGGCACCCUGCCCUCGCCGAGUACCUGCUGCGGGCACGGCCGGGCACGGGGGGCCUGUGGGGCACAGCCCCGCAGACGGGGCUGGUCCUCCAGGCACUGCUGCUCGCCAUGGCCGCCUUCUCCAGCCCCUGCGUGCGACGGAGCGGCCACUUCGAGGUCUUCUACUGGACCCACCUCUCCUACGUCCCCAUCUGGAUCCUCCUCAUCCUGCAUGGUCCCCACUUCUGGAAGUGGUUCGUGGUUCCCGGCUGCCUCUUUGUGCUGGAGAAGGUGCUUGGCUUGGCCUGGCGGCGGGCAGGGGGGCUGCGCAUCGUGGAGGUCAACCUGCUCCCAUCCAAGGUCACUCACCUCGUGAUCGAGAGGCCGCAGUCUUUCCACUACAAGCCCGGUGACUACAUCUACCUGAACAUCCCAGCCAUCGCCUCCUACGAGUGGCACCCCUUCACCAUCAGCAGCGCGCCUGAGCAGCAAGACACCCUCUGGCUGCACAUCAGGUCCCUGGGCCAAUGGACCACCAAGCUCUAUGAGCACUUCCAGCAGCCCGAACCCCUCAGCAGGAGCCUGCGGGCGAGGAGACCCCGGUGCUGGGCACAGGAAGGUCUCUGCAGCAGAGCUGGCUCAGACGGGGGCUCCGUGGCCACAGAUGCAGAUGGAGCCGUUCAGCUGACCUCAUACAAAGCCAGCGGUGCUGCUGCCCGAGGAGAGCAGGACCCAUCAUCAGAGUGCUACAUCGAUGGCCCCUAUGGGACCCCGACCCGGAGGAUCUUCACCUCGGAGCACGCUGUGCUCAUCGGCGCCGGCAUCGGCAUCACCCCCUUCGCCUCCAUUUUGCAGAGCAUCAUGUACAGGUACCGCCGGCGAAAGCAGAGCUGCCCCAGCUGCCACUAUUCAUGGUGUGAGGACCUGCAGGAUGAGGACAUGACACUCAGGAAGGUUGACUUCAUCUGGAUCAACCGGGACCAGAAGCACUUUGAGUGGUUCGUCAGCCUGCUGACCAAGCUGGAACUGGAGCAGGCUGAGCAGGAGCCGGGAGGGCGCUUCCUGGAGAUGCACAUGUACAUGACCUCGGCGCUGGGCAAGCACGACGUGAAGGGCAUCGGGCUGCAGAUGGCGCUGGACCUGCUGGCGGCCAAGGAGCAGAGGGACUCCAUCACCGGGCUGCGCACCAGGACCCAGCCCGGCCGCCCCGACUGGAGCAAGGUGUUUGGGAAGGUGGCAGAGGAGAAGAAAGGGAAGGUCCAGGUCUUCUUCUGCGGCUCGCCAGCUCUUGCCAAGGUCAUCAGGGUGCACUGCGAGCGCUUCGGCUUCCUCUUCUUCAAUGAGCGUUUCUAGCAGCAGCCCUGGUCCCCUGCCGGCACCACCUGGCCUGAUGCGGGGU
Molecule: messenger RNA, 2261 nt
Organism: Pezoporus flaviventris
Lineage: Eukaryota; Metazoa; Chordata; Aves; Psittaciformes; Psittacidae
Gene: NOX5
Product: NADPH oxidase 5
Exons: 15
Coding region: 2-2215 (737 amino acids)
Biological process (GO): superoxide anion generation; defense response
Cellular component (GO): plasma membrane; NADPH oxidase complex
Molecular function (GO): superoxide-generating NAD(P)H oxidase activity; calcium ion binding
Source: RefSeq, a predicted model, not a curated record